CACACAUAAACCCCGGAGCUGAAGCACUCAGCGCUGGAGCGGAGCGAGGAGAAGAAGAAAGAGGAGAGAGGAGAGAGGGGGCGCGUGGUCCAGGAGCAUCGCAGCAGCAGUGUGGCAAUGUCGACUCGGCCACUGUUGGCUCGCUCACCGGCCUCCCCGCUGGGCACAGCUGGCAUCCCCACGCCCGCUCAGCUCACCAAGGCCAAUGCGCCAGUGCACAUCGACGUGGGUGGACACAUGUAUACCAGCAGCCUCGCCACACUCACCAAAUACCCUGAAUCCAGGAUUGGCCGCUUGUUUGAUGGAACAGAGCCCAUAGUGCUAGACAGUCUGAAGCAGCACUAUUUCAUCGAUCGUGAUGGUCACAUGUUCCGCUACAUCCUCAACUUCCUCAGGACAUCCAAGCUACUUAUCCCAGAUGACUUUAAGGACUAUUCUCUGCUGUAUGAGGAGGCGCGGUAUUUCCAGCUGCAGCCGCUGCAGACUGAGCUGGAGCGAUGGCGCUCAGAGCGAGACUCGGGGAGUGUGUCGCGGCUGUGUGAGUGUGUGGUGGUUCGAGUGGCCCCUGAGUUAGGUGAAAGGAUCACGCUGAGCGGGGAUAAGGCUCUCAUUGAGGACAUCUUCCCUGAAAUUGGAGACGUCAUGUGUAAUUCAGUGAACGCAGGAUGGAACCAUGACUCCACUCACGUCAUCCGCUUUCCUCUAAAUGGGUACUGCCAUCUCAACUCUGUGCAGGUACUGGAGCGGCUCCAGCAGAGGGGCUUCGAGAUUGCAGGCUCGUGUGGAGGUGGUGUGGACUCGUCUCAGUUCAGUGAAUACGUUCUGCGGAGGGAGGUCAAGCGAGGUCAGCGUGGAGUCACAACCUCUGUGAUCCGAAUAAAACAGGAGCCACUGGACUAGAGGCCAACAUGAUGCAGAAAAAGGAACAACUUUUUAACAGGAUAAGCAAGACAACAAGAUGUUCCUGCUUCAGCCCUUCAAGUAUAUACAAUGGGUAUAUACAAUACUCAACAAGCAACAUUUCAAAUUUAAAAGUGAAAGGAUGUUAGAUAAGUUUUUUUUUUUUUUCUGGUAUUUUGGAUGGCCAUAUACUUAUUAACACAGCCCUUCAUUCAUCAGUUUACUACAACAAGGCAAAGGUUUGUUUUAAAACUUUUUGACUUGGGCUCAUCUUUAUUGGUGAAAUCAAUAGAAAAAAAAAGUGAUCCAAUCAAGGGCCCUGUAUCCUGUACACAAUCAUGGACCAGCAGACAUUUAUCUGUUGUAAUGAUGGGAAGCAUAAACAUGAUACUAACAAUUCAGAAACGUGAGGAUA
This is a messenger RNA of Colossoma macropomum (tambaqui), 1315 nucleotides long. RefSeq names its product potassium channel tetramerization domain containing 1 (gene kctd1). Gene Ontology annotation, biological process: protein homooligomerization; negative regulation of DNA-templated transcription. Gene Ontology annotation, molecular function: transcription factor binding; transcription corepressor activity. The record is from RefSeq and is a predicted model, not a curated record. Gene Ontology annotation, cellular component: nucleus. NCBI's taxonomy places the organism in Eukaryota, Metazoa, Chordata, Actinopteri, Characiformes, Serrasalmidae. The transcript is spliced from 5 exons. Bases 118 to 900 code for a protein of 260 amino acids.